ACUGGAGGAGCUUCAAGGGCUUUUCCAACCCAGAUGAUUCUGUGAGCAGCCGCACAGGGGAGGGGCAGUGGCGCUGGCAGGGGCCUGGGGAUGAGGGACUGGUCCUUGUGCCCCAGGGCGGGCGCGGGGUCAGGCAGCUCUGUCUCACGGCCGCGGCUCGUCCCAGCUCCCGUUAGCAGCAGAGCCCCGUGCGGUGUCGGGGCUCCGCAUGGCUCUGAACGGCUCUGCACGCCCAGGGGCUCAGGGGGGCUGCGUGGCCCGGGCUCUGCUGGAAGAUGGGACCUUCAGGGUCCGUGCGGUGACGAGGAGCCCCACGAAGAAGGAGGCCAAGGAGCUGAAGCAGAGGGGAGCUGAGGUCGUGAAGGCGGAUCAGGACGAUGAGCCAUCGCUGGAGCUGGCCUUGGCGGGUGCUUAUGGAGCCUUUGUUGUGACCAACUUCUGGGAGCACUGCAGCAAAGAGAAGGAAAUCGCGCAGGGACAGCGACUUGCUGACCUGUCGAAGCGCCUGGGUCUGCGCCACGUCGUGUACAGCGGCCUGGAGAACGUGAAGCAGCUGAUGGGGGGGCGGCUGGAGGUGCUCCACUUUGACGGCAAAGGUGUGGUGGAGGAGUACUUCCAGAAGGUUGGUGUUCCCACCACAACCAUCCGACUGCCGUUCUACUUCGAGAACUUCCUCUCCAUCUUCAAGCCGCAGAAGGUCCCGCAGGGAGAUACCUUUGUCCUGGAGCUGCCCAUGGGGGACACCCCCAUGGAUGGGAUGGCGGUGGAGGACAUUGGGCCUGUUGUGCGUUGCCUGCUGAAGUCCCCAGAGGAGUACAUAGGCCAAGUGAUCGGGCUCAGCACCGGCAAGCUCACCGAGGCGGAGUAUGCCACUGUCCUCUCCCAGCAGACAGGCAAGACCGUGGAACCCAGCAAGAUCUCCCCAGAGGACUAUGAGAAACAUGACUUCCCUGGGGCCAAGGAACUGGCCGCCAUGUUCCGCUUCUAUGCGCUGAAGCCAGACCGCAACGUGGACCUGACCAUGAAACUCAACCCCAAGGCCCGCACCUUCUCUCAGUGGGUGGCAGACAACAAGGCCGCCUUCUGACCCUGCCCUCCCUCCUCUGCUGCCCGAGCUGCUGCAGCAGGGGGCAGGAAUGGGGGGCCAAAGGGGGCUGCGCUGAGCCCCACU
Messenger RNA from Athene cunicularia (burrowing owl), 1171 nucleotides. RefSeq names its product NmrA like redox sensor 1 (gene NMRAL1). The coding region runs from base 209 to 1087 and encodes 292 amino acids. The record is from RefSeq and is a predicted model, not a curated record. NCBI's taxonomy places the organism in Eukaryota, Metazoa, Chordata, Aves, Strigiformes, Strigidae. The transcript has 4 exons.